Messenger RNA from Rosa rugosa (rugosa rose), 2746 nucleotides. Its product is annotated as cation/H(+) antiporter 20. Gene Ontology annotation, cellular component: endomembrane system; membrane. The record is from RefSeq and is a predicted model, not a curated record. Gene Ontology annotation, biological process: regulation of pH; proton transmembrane transport. The coding region runs from base 150 to 2642 and encodes 830 amino acids. NCBI's taxonomy places the organism in Eukaryota, Viridiplantae, Streptophyta, Magnoliopsida, Rosales, Rosaceae. The transcript is spliced from 5 exons. Gene Ontology annotation, molecular function: antiporter activity.
AAGACCAAUACUUGCUCACCCCUCCCUCUAUAUAUUGCUUUACUCUUCUUCCUACUCGGUCCAUGCUAUUCCCUGUUGCAAACCUCCUCAACCACAAGCUUGAUAACACUGAACUCCCUCUAGCUUGCUAGAUCUAGCCAAACUUAGCUAUGGUGAAUAUAACCACCAUCAGAACAGCAUCAAAUGGCCUGUGGCAAGGCGACAACCCUUUAAACUUCGCCUUCCCACUCCUAAUAGUUCAGACCACCUUGAUCAUCGUCGUCAGCCGCUUCCUUGCUUUCCUACUGAAACCCCUCCACCAACCCAAAGUCAUUGCAGAGAUUGUCGGUGGAAUUCUGCUUGGUCCUUCAGCUUUCGGACGAAACAAAGAUUACUUGCACAAAAUCUUUCCUUCAUGGAGCACUCCAAUAUUAGAAUCAGUGGCAAGUAUUGGUCUUCUAUUUUACUUGUUCCUUGUAGGCUUAGAGCUCGAUCUGAGCUCCACUCGCCGAAGUGGCAGAAGGGGUUUCAGCAUAGCUCUCGCCGGCAUAACGCUCCCUUUCCUCUGCGGCAUCGGCGUCGCUUUGGUCUUCCGCAAAACAAUUGAUGGAGCUGACAAAGCAGGGUUCACUCAGUUCCUUGUCUUCAUGGGAGUUGCCCUCUCCAUCACCGCCUUCCCUGUGCUUGCCCGCAUCUUAGCGGAGCUCAAACUGUUAACAACUCAGAUUGGGGAGACUGCCAUGGCGGCUGCUGCCUUCAACGACGUUGGUGCAUGGAUCUUGCUGGCCGUGGCGGUGGCCCUGGCAGGUGACGGUGCUGGUGGCCACAACAAGAGCCCUUUGAUAUCCAUUUGGGUCCUCCUUUCAGGUGUUGCCUUUGUGGCCUUCAUGAUGGUCGUGAUCCGACCUGCCAUGAAAUGGGUCGCCAGCCGGUGCACACCGGAGCAAGAUGUCGUGGACGAAGCCUAUAUUUGCUUAACCUUAACCGGAGUAAUGGUGGCCGGGUUCAUGACUGACAUAAUUGGAAUUCAUUCCAUAUUUGGAGCUUUCGUCUUCGGACUCGCAAUUCCGAAAGGACAGUUUGCAGAUAGAUUAAUAUCGAGGAUUGAAGACUUAGUGUCCGGCUUGUUGCUUCCGCUUUACUUUGCAUCAAGUGGGUUGAAAACAGAUGUGGCUAAAAUACGUGGCGGCAGGGCGUGGGGGUUGUUGGCUCUGGUUAUAACCACGGCUUGCGCUGGGAAGAUUCUCGGGACGUUUGUGGUGGCAAUGAUGUUUAUGAUUCCGGCAAGAGAGUCAUUGACACUUGGUGUGCUCAUGAACACUAAAGGCUUGGUGGAGCUCAUUGUUCUAAACAUUGGCAAGGAGGAGAAGGUGCUAAAUGACGAGUCAUUUGCAAUUCUAGUCCUCAUGGCACUCUUCACCACCUUCAUUACAUGUCCGGUAGUGAUGGCCAUUUACAAACCGGCACGUGGAAUCUCUAUUCGCACUCACCGUAAACUUUGUGAUCUAUCCACAGCUGAUCAAGCCGCCAAAGACGAGCUCCGAAUUCUUGCGUGUGUUCAUGGUCCAAACAAUGCACCCUCGCUCAUAAGCUUAAUAGAUUCAAUUCGAAGCACCAAAAAAUCCCAACUCAAACUCUUCCUAAUGCACCUUGUUGAACUCACCGAGCGCUCUUCUUCAAUCGUUAUGGUCCAACGGGCUCGAAAAAAUGGGUUUCCUUUCUUUAACCGAACGCCUCGAGGUGAGUGGUAUGAUAGAGUUGCUGGGGCAUUCCAAGCCUAUAGUCAAUUGGGACGAGUUACGGUCCGGCCCACAACCGCAAUUUCGGCUUUGGCAACAAUGUAUGAGGAUAUUUGCCAUGUGGCGGAAGAGAAGAGGGCGGCCAUGAUCGUCUUGCCAUUCCACAAGCAAUGGAGAUGUGAUGGUGAUGAUCAUGAGAAAAAAGAGAUCAAUGUGGGCAAUGAUUGGAGAGGGGUCAACCAAAGAGUGCUCCAAAAUGCGCCGUGCUCGGUUGCAGUGCUUGUGGACCGUGGAUUUGAUAAUUUCAAAGCCCAAAGUCUCGAGCCGGAUAAGGUUGUGGCCCUACGGAUUUGUAUUGUGUUUUUGGGUGGGCCUGAUGAUCGAGAGGCCUUGGAAUUGGGUGGUCGGAUGGCUGACCACCCGGCUGUUAAAGUGAAGGUUGUGAGGUUCGCCGAGAAAGAAGGUCUGGAGAGUAAUGGGCUUAUGUUAAAGCCUUCACCCACCAAGUCCACCGAGAACAUGGACCGAGAGAAAGAAAAGGAACUAGAUGAGGCUGCAGUGGCUGAGUUCAGGAGCAAGUUGGUGGAGGAUGGGACGGCAGAGUACACUGAGCUAGUGGUGGCUAGGAAUAUUGUGGAGGGGGUGUUGGCAAUUGGACGCAGUGGAGAUCAGGACCUAAUAAUAGUAGGAAAAGGACGGUUCCCAUCAAGUAUGGUAGCGGAAUUGGCAGACCGACAAGCGGAGCACGCUGAGCUGGGGCCUGUCGGAGACAUUUUGGCCUUUUCCGGCCACGGUGUGGUCUCAUCAAUCCUUGUGAUUCAACAGCACAAUGUAGCUCAUGCGGUGGAAGCUCCAGUGUCCAAGAUGGUUCGUGGUGAGUAUGAAAAGUUCGCCCCUGAUGAAUCCUCCAGUGUACUGGCCUGAAAUUCUGAGAAUAUUUCCAGGGAAUUUGUGUGAUCAAUAUUAAUAAAGCCGUGCAUGUAUAAAAAUGUGUCCAUCUAUAUAUAUUUUCAAGUUUCCUCCAAAAA